This is a messenger RNA of Solea solea (common sole), 1572 nucleotides long. RefSeq names its product myozenin 1a (gene myoz1a). Gene Ontology annotation, molecular function: telethonin binding; actin binding; FATZ binding. The transcript has 7 exons. The record is from RefSeq and is a predicted model, not a curated record. Lineage: Eukaryota; Metazoa; Chordata; Actinopteri; Pleuronectiformes; Soleidae. Bases 111 to 1052 code for a protein of 313 amino acids. Gene Ontology annotation, cellular component: actin cytoskeleton; Z disc.
CUCCUCCCGUCUUGACACCAAUACCACUUCCACCCACACCCCCAAGCCCCUGGAAGAUCUGCCAUCUGAGUGAAGGGUCAUCCUUUCCAGGAUUACAACUAAAUAUCGCCAUGCCUCAGCGAACACUUGCCCCCGUAAACAAAAGGAAAAAGCUCGCCAGGAUCAUAACCGACUUAUCACACAUCACUCAGGAUGAGUUUGAGUUUGAGCCAGAGGCCUCCGAGUUUGACCUGGGGAAAAAAAUUGGAACUCCCAAAGACAUCAUGCUGGAGGAGCUCUCGCUGAUGAAGAACAAAGGCUCCAAGAUGUUCAAGAUGAGGAAGCAGAGAGUGGAGAGGUUUAUCUACGAGAACAACCCUGAUGUCUUCAGCAGUGACUCAAUGGACAACUUCCAGAAGUUUGUCGGUGGACAGAUGGGAGGUGAAAUGAUAAACCUUGGUGGGCAUCUUGUUAGCAAGCAGUCUGGACACCUGCAUUACACAGGACUGCACACUGGAGGAGGUGCCCCUGUGCCUCCACCAAAGCCUGGAAGCAAAGGUGCAGGAGGAGCAGGUGGAGCAGGUGGAGCAGGAGGUGCUGGAGGUGCUGGAGGACUGAGUGGUGGCGAACAUGGGAAAGGUGGUAAAGGAGAAGGCGCUAGUGACGGGUCAACAGGAAGUGGAAAAGAUGCAACUAAGAGGCAGGCUCAUGUGAAGACAUACCUGUCACCAUGGGAGAAGGCCAUGAAGGGUGAUGAGAACCUGUUAGCCACUCUGAAAACAUCAAUGCCUGGUCCCAUAGAUCGAAAGGAUAUGCCCAAGUACAAAUCCUUCAACAGGUGUGCACUGCCCUAUGGAGGGUUUGAAAAGGCCAACCAGUUAAUGAAAUUCCAGAUGCCAGACAGAGAGACGGUCAAAGAGGAGCCUGAACCUGCAGUGGUGUACCAAAAUGAUGUCGGCUGUCGGCCUUCCUUCAACCGCACUCCUAUUGGCUGGAUGGGCAGCAGCGAACCGGGCAGCAUUCACAUUGAGAGUGAUGCCGUGCCCUUUGAUGCAGAGACAGAUGAGCUGUGAAAAAAAAAAAUAAUAAUAUUGUGAUUACACUCUCCACACACACACAUACACACAAGCCUGACUGCAUGCACACACCCACAAAAAUGAGCUUUAAGUCAACUGUUACACUGAUGAAUCUCUAAAUGUGAAUGAGUGAAUGUGUAAAUGAAAUGUGGUCAUGUUCUGUAUUUGGUUGUAAGGCAAAGAAACCAGCUUUGAUCUUACAGACAGAUUAAAAAUGUUUGUGUUUUCACAAGUGAAGUGCAGAUUUUGUCAAUAAGGAAGAGUGAAUCAUGUAUGAAGGACAUAUUUAUGCUAUGUUACCGUGACUAAUGCCGUCUUAACUUGUCAUUGUUUGUCAUUACCUAGUGCCCUUUUGUUGUCCAAAUUCUCUGAUAUUUUGUUGAGCUAUGAAAAGGCUAUGAACCCGUUUCAUUCAGAAUGCAUGCAUAGAGUCAAUCCUCCACAUUUAACCAAGUAACCAUAUCAAAAUAAAUAAUGUGACAAUACUCCAGAGGAGUGAUUAAAAUGUCAAGGGGAA